AUGGGGACUGGAACAGGGGUGAGGGUGAAGGAGAACACAAGCCGGAAGGAUGGUGUUGGAGGAUUCAAAAUCCGCUUGCUUCAGAGACCUUCGGAAGCAGCCACACUCCGGUCGCAGCCGGCCUCGGGCCUGGGAGAAGCAGGCAGUGUUUACACCUGUCACGAGGAAGGGGGAGGGAAAAAGAGGAAGCCCCAGCAAAGCCCCAAACUUCUCGACAGCUCCAGAGAGGGAGCGGCCGGCCGGAGCUCUUUGGGCGCCGCCGCCGCCGCCGCCGCCGGCGUCCCCGCACCCGCCGCGGAAGAGGGCAAAGCCCAAGUCCGGAGCCCGCAGGCCCGCAGAGCCGGCACCGUCCCCGUACCCGCAGUUCCCGGCCCCGCGGCAGACAGGUGCUCCCGGCCCGGGCAAGGGUCCGGCCGGUGGGCUGGGCCAGGUCCCCGCACCCUCUUCCCCCCGCACGGCUGGAGAAGCGAAGCGGUGGCGCUUACCUGGCUCGUUCGGGGCGGCCGCGAUGGGCAUGGCUCAGGGGCCCGGGGAGGAACUGGCUCCCCGGGGAAGGACCGGCUAGUCCGACACGGAGCUGGUGAGAGCGGAAGGCAGACUGCUCACAGCCCUGUCAGCGAAGCAGCGCCAUGGACGCCCACCCGGAGUUUCAGCACUGUCGCGGGACCCCCAUCCCAUUACCCUCCGCCCUCUUCCGCCGCCGCCGCCGCCUCCACCUCCUCCUCCGCCGAGACCCCCCGCCCACUCCACACACUCUCCCAUCAUGCAGCGGGGAACCGCCGCUGCCGACACGUCACUUCCGGGCGCAGAACACCGACCACUGUGGCUUCAAGGAUUAUUGUUAUCGUUCGAGAUGAUGAUCCCAGGGAAGCUACCCUGCAAAUCAUGAGCCCUGCUGAGUGCCCGUUCUACUCACUUUUGCCAAACCUGCACCGGUAAUUUGAGUAAUUUAAAAUAGUCCAAAAACAGUAAAGCUCAGCAGCUACGCAAAGAAACAGGAUGGAAAACACUCCCUCAGCCACAGAGAAGUGUCCACCCCCUUGAGUGGAGAAAUUAUACAAAUCGGGGGGAAGAUAAGGACAAAAGCAGUUCAUCACGGUUUAUCCCGCCUCUGCAAUAUUCUAGACAAAUUAACUUGAAGCGCUAAAAUAGACCCGCAUUUGUCUUUUUACAGCUCAAUUGCCGUAAAAAAUACGGAGACUGCAUCACUUUAAAUUGGAGUACCAAUUGUUUUGUGGUGGUACUGGAUUUUUUUUGUUAUUGCUCAGUCACUAAAGAAAAAUCUAUAUGGCUUGUCAAAUUCCUAUUGUAUUUCGCCCCCUGCUGGUGUAGCUUGCGUGCAAGCUUGAAAAAAAUGUAUAGGUCACUAUAAAUGUUUAUUGACCAA
Lynx canadensis (Canada lynx) is the source of this 1387-nucleotide messenger RNA. Its product is annotated as transcription initiation factor TFIID subunit 4-like. The coding region runs from base 1 to 939 and encodes 312 amino acids. The transcript is spliced from 5 exons. The record is from RefSeq and is a predicted model, not a curated record. NCBI's taxonomy places the organism in Eukaryota, Metazoa, Chordata, Mammalia, Carnivora, Felidae.